AUGUGGCUACCAAAGCAAAAUGCGACAAAGAAAGAAACAGGAACUGGUUCAGUGGCAGUAUGUAUAGACAAAGACAAAGGAAGCCAACAUGCUCUUAAAUGGACAAUCGAUAAUCUUGCUUCUCGUGGCCAAACCAUUUCUCUUAUUCAUGUCGCCUCCAAAUAUUCUUCAGAUUUUGAUGAAGGAACGCCACAGCAGAAGCAGCAAUCGGAGAAGUCAGCGAAAGAUCUCUUUCUCUCUUUCCACUGUUAUUGUUCGCGUAAAGAGAUAAAUUGUCGAGACAUACUACUAGAAGAUGUAGACAAAGUCAGAGCAAUUAUCGAAUAUGUUACAACGUCCGCAAUCGAGAAUUUAGUCGUUGGAACAGCAUCACGUAAUGGCUUCAUGAGAAGAUUCAAGACGGAUUUGCCAACAACUGUGUCAAAAUCAGCUCCAGAUUUUUGCAGUGUUUAUGUCAUUUCAAAAGGCAAGAUCGCUUCAGUACGAAAUGCAUCUCGUCCUGCUCCUUACCAUAAUAACUCGAUGAAAAUCUCUGAAUCUGACAAUCCAGUCACUCCUGAGAAAGCACAGAGGCAUCAAGAUUCUACAGGUAAUACACCGUCUAGGCCUCGUAGAUCAGUUGAAAUAGAAACUACAAGAUCACCAUUAGUGAAAAGACAAGGAAUGAAGACAUAUUGUGACUUGUAUGACUCAGACACGGACAUGUCAUUCAUGAGUCCUCCUCAUCGAGAGUCUGACAUUUCCUUCAUCAGCUCAGGGAGACCAAGCGUUGAGCGCUCUUCUUUCACCCUUGAUUUCCCUGAAUCUGGAAGGACGUCAAGAAUGUCAACGAGCUCAGAGCAAAGCAUUGGCUCACAUCGCUUGGGGAUCAAGUUCAGUGAUCCUGGUUUCCCUAGCGAUUCACCUAACUUCUCUGAAGAAAGUGCUCGAACAUCUUCCUAUUCAUCUCAAAGCUUGGAUGAUGUUGAAGCUGAAAUGAAGAGGCUGCGUCUAGAGCUCAAACAAACCAUGGAUAUGUAUAGCACAGCCUGCAAAGAAGCUUUAAGUGCUAGACAACAGGCAACGGAGCUGCAAAAGCUGAGAACAGAAGAGGAAAGAAGGUUGGAAGAAGCAAAGAGUUCAGAGGAAGCAGCAAUGUCAAUAGUGGAAAAGGAGAGAGCUAAAGCCAAAGCGGCAUUAGAAGCUGCAGACGCUGCAAAGAGACUAGCAGAAGUUGAAGCUAAGAGAAGACUGACCGCAGAGAUGAAGACCUUAAAAGAAUCUGACUCCUUCUCCAGAGGAUUUGUUCGGUAUAGGAAGUACACUGUUGAAGAAAUCGAAGAAGCAACUUCGAAUUUCGCAGAGUCUAAUAAGGUAGGAGAAGGAGGGUAUGGUCCUGUCUUUAGAGGCUUUCUUGAUCACACAAGCGUUGCUGUCAAGGUUUUACGCCCUGACGCAGCUCAAGGAAGAUCACAGUUUCAGAAAGAGGUUGAAGUGUUAAGUUGUAUAAGGCAUCCAAACAUGGUGCUUCUUCUUGGAGCUUGUCCAGAAUUUGGGAUUCUUGUAUAUGAAUACAUGGCCAAAGGAAGCUUAGAAGAUCGUCUUUUCAUGAGAGGCAACACGCCGCCGAUUUCGUGGCAGCUACGUUUCAGAAUCGCUUCUGAGAUAGCCACAGGACUUCUCUUCCUCCACCAGACUAAACCGGAACCGAUUGUCCACAGAGAUCUUAAACCGGGAAACGUUCUUCUCGAUUACAACUACGUGAGCAAGAUCAGCGAUGUAGGGCUAGCAAGAUUAGUCCCUGCGGUAGCAGAGAACGUUACACAGUACAGGGUCACGUCAGCUGCAGGAACAUUCUGUUACAUCGAUCCAGAGUACCAGCAAACCGGAAUGUUGGGUGUGAAGUCAGAUGUUUACUCGUUAGGGAUCAUGCUUUUGCAGGUCUUGACUGCGAAACAGCCGAUGGGUUUGGCUUAUUACGUUGAGCAAGCGAUCGAAGAAGGGACUCUUAAGGACAUGCUUGAUCCAGCAGUACCGGAUUGGCCUAUGGAAGAAGCUACGUCUUUAGCAAAGCUCUCGCUUCAAUGCGCGGAGCUGAGAAGGAAAGACAGACCGGAUCUUGGGAAAGAGAUAUUGCCUGAGCUCAAUAGGUUGAGAGAUAUCGGUGAAGAGAGUUUAGGGACUGUGUAUUAUGCAGGAAGUCAUGGAAGGUCUCCAAACCCUAGCCAAGUCUCCAUUUCAACAUCUAGUGAUCCUUGUAUAUCGAAUUCGGAAUCUCCAGUUGCAGAAUCUCAUGCUUACUUUUCAGAUGUAGAAAGAAAAUCUGGUUAA
Messenger RNA from Microthlaspi erraticum, 2310 nucleotides. Lineage: Eukaryota; Viridiplantae; Streptophyta; Magnoliopsida; Brassicales; Brassicaceae. The record is from the annotation of a GenBank genome assembly.